AAUUGGUUCUGAAUAAAUUACCAUAACCAAAAUGAACUUCUAUCAGCUCCAAAAAUUUGGGUUUAAUUGAUUAAAAAAUAAGAUAGUUAUUCACCAUUAUAUAAAAAAAUUGUAUUAAAUUACCCCAAAUUACGGUACCUAUUAUACAUUUUUGGCAUAUCUAAUAAUUGUUAAGCAAGGUCUAAAUAACUACUGUUAUUAUCUAGUAUGGUAUAAACUUAAUACUAUAAAGCCUUUACUGCAUUAAUAAAUGCACCUGUGAGGCUUGUGUUCUGUGCUGUAGGGUAUAUAUUUUUGUUGUCCAAUAAAUAAUACUUGCCAAUAAUAGUAAUGAUAAAUGUAUCAUGGUUUUAAUAGUUUACCUUUUGACUCAACGAUAUCAUUUUCAUGUGUCUUAUUGUGCCUUCUUAAAUUCCCAUUGGAAGCAAAACACUUUUGACAAAUAUCACACUUUGUUAAAGCCAUAAUAAAUUGUUAUUAACAAUUCAUAAACAUAAAAAUAUACAACACUUAAAACUUAUAAAAAUACUCAAAACAAUAAAAACACAGAUUAAAAAUCAAACACCAAAACCUUGUCUGUUCUAAACAACAGCUUAGUACUACAGAAAUAAAAAUACUUAAAGAAUGAAAACCCCUCUAUAAUAACACAGAUUAAACAUCAAACACCAAAACCUUGUCUGUUCUAAACAAUAGCUCAUUACUACCAUGGAAUAGUAGGUAUAUUCUGCUCGAGUGAAAAGUUUGUCACACGAGCCGAAGGCGACAUUUAAAUAUCCCGCCAUUAGGAGUCGUCAAAUAAGUUGUACAUUUGGCAACAUGGUAUUGUCCGGGUGCUACAAUUAAUCGUUCCUACAUUCACUACGUUUAACGUAGUACGUUACCAACAGUAAAAAAAAAUCUGUUGCUGGAAAUUGUCAUUUUCGUUUUAUUUUUUUUUAAUUGAAGGCAAUUUUUUAAAUUGUACUAGAAUUGCCAAAGAGGUGCUGACGUACUAGAAGCUAUUUUUUUGUACUAGAAAAGUACAAUUGUACUAAAAAUCACACCCCUGGCUUAACCUAACUUUUUAUCCACAGAACGAUUUUUAUCCUAUGGGAUCUCCCAUCGGAUCAAAAACGUGUGCGGUGGUUCAAAUAAGUGGGGUUAGAGGUUGUUUGUUUUUGAUUUGGUUUGAUUUGAUUUUUCCUUUUUUUUUGCCGGAACAGGAUGAACAAAUUCAGUAAAAAUAUUUAAAAUGACGACGAAAUUGAACAUUGCGGUUUCCACGUUCGUGAAUCCUUACUUAUUUUGGAUUCAGGACAAAGAUGUUCAUUACAAACUUGUUUAUUUGCAAAAAACAUUAAUGAAAUCGUGCAAGCCCAGUAUUAGUGAUGUAUUUAAUAAAGGAGAUAUUGUUGGAGUAUUUUACAAUAAAGCAUACUACAGAGGAAUUAUCGAACAAUGCCCUGAAAAAACAGAAGAUGAUAACUUAAAAUAUUUGUGUUGGUUGAUGGAUUAUGCAGCUGUGAUUGAAAGUAAACAAAUUUGCAAAUUAGAGUCAAAUUUGAAAAAAAUUCCACCAUUAAUUGAGCAAGCUUGUUUAAAUAAUAUUGUCUUUGUUGAAGAGAAAAUGGAUUAUAACUUGGUUUCUGAGGGAAUAAUCACAAAAAAAUUGACCACUUCUCCCCCACAAUGUCCAGCUAUUCGUGAAAAAAUAUUGGAAUUCAUUAAACAUUACAAUGAUUUUGAGUUUGUUGUUCAUGAAAAUAUUGAAGGGAUUCUUAUUGGAGACAUAAUUCUCAAUAAAAAAGAUGAAAGUAUAUCUCUAUCCAAAUUAUUAAAUGAUAAGGGGAUAAUGCAGACUAGUAAUGCUUUAUUUGAAGACAUUAAAGAUAAGAUUGCGUUGUUUAAAGAUAACCAAAUAUCUUUUUUGAGACAAAUUUCCAAAGAUGUUAAACUUAAUACAAGUGGUAUGUCUUUAAUAGAUGUUUCUUUGAGUGAAUAUGAAGAAAGAGAUGUUUAUAAUUCUUCAGAAUCCUUCAUUUCAAUAAGAAAAAGAGAUUCAGACACAGAGAGUUCAGAUGUUGAAAAUAAACCAUUAAAUAAUUCUGCAAAUACAUCUCCAUCAAAUACUGAUGAUUCUGUUGGAAAUAGAAGAAAAUUGAUGCUGCAGAAAAUUUUGAACAGAAAGAAAAACGCAAGUGCCAAUUCAGAAAAUUCAUCCCUUAUAGAAAACUCAUCUUUGAAAGAAAAUUCUUCAAUCAAAGAAAAUUCUAUGGAUGUAAAUAGCAGUACAAAAUCAAUUGAAGAAGGGAAAACUAGCACCGAUUUUUCUGAUUUCAGAGAAAAUAACGACCGCCCCUCUCGCCCUGUUAACUUCCUUCCAGCCGGCUCUAACCUCAAUGUUCACAAAAAAAAUAAACCCGCUCACCCGCACAAUCCCCCGAAAAACGGCUGGCUAAAGCACAGCACCCCUGUUAAACCCCACUCCUUAACCUCACUUUCGGAAACGCCCCAGUUCCACGGAUCGACGACGUCUCUGGAAACAGCCUCCUCCGAUUCCAAGGACGACGCCUCCGCCGGCCAAUCGCAGUCGAGCACGCGGCCGAAAACGGAGACGUCAGGCUCGGAGAUCGAUCUGAUUGGCGGGAACGCCGUUCAAGCGCCAUCUGUGGGCGUCAAGCCCACUUGCAGCUGCAGCAAGUGCAGCCACUACACGCACUGCACGGAUUUUAAGGUGGCUGAAGGGGGCGAGAAGAUUCAACGGCUGGAUGUUUGCAAACCGACGCCACUGUUUUUAAGUAGGGAGGAAAAUGUUGAGAGGCAAUGCGAGAUUUUAGGUAUUCGGUAUUCCCAAAUGAGCAAAAUUGAGAAGCAAAAAGCUGGAAAGAUUUUGGUGCAUGGCCUUAAUAUUCCAAGGCCAGUAAAACAGAUCGGCACGGCGUCUCUUCACGAUUUCAUACACGCAACGCUAAGGAAAAAAGGCUACACGGAAUGCAAAAGGCUGCAAUCUUACGCUUGGCCUGCAAUUCUCAGACAAAGCAAUGUUUUCUUGGUGCACAAUCCAAAAACGGGCAAAACAUUGUCCUAUUUACCCGUUAUAGCUUCGCUAAUAUUGGAAAAAAGUCGCUAUGAACAAUUAUCGAAUUUCAAGGGUCCCAUAGCGGUUGUUUUGUGUGGAAAUUCUAAAAAUUGCGAGGAUGUACACGAUUUGUUCAAGGUUUUUCUGCAUAAAAGUUAUAUAGAGGUUGUUUUGGGGACAUAUCCUUCCAAGCAUAGCAAUAGGAACCACACGGAUGUUCUAAUAACAACCCCAGCCAUACUGAUACACCUGCUUAAAACAAGCCAAACGAAUUUAAAAAGACUCUCCCACCUAAUAAUAGAAGACGCGGAUGUUAUUUUGAAAAGGGAUUCGAUAUACAUGGACAAAAUCUUCAAAGUCGUCGAAGAUAUGCUGUCGCACCGCGUCUGCGCAAUAAGUUGCCAGCUGCUCGUAAUAGCCGAACAUUGGGGCAAAAAUUUGCAAAACCUCGCCGAGAAACUGGCCAAAACUCCCACCGUAAUCAUGGGGAACUUCUUCGAGGCCGCUCGAUACGGCAAAGUCGAUUUUUCCCUGGUCAUGUUUGAUUCCACCAGAAAGGAGUUGGAACUAAAGAGUUUGUUAAAAAAUACUUUUAACAUACACAAAACCAUCUUGAUUUGCCAUGAAGACGAUUUGGAGGAAAUUCAGAACACAUUUUUGCUGGGUGGUAUCGAGAAUAUUUUCGUUAAACCCAGCGACAGCAAAGAGGACAAAUUAUUUGCUGAACAGCAGUGGGAUGCGACCAAACCUGGGCUAUACAAAGUGUUGGUUUGCACUGAUGUGGAUUUUAAUACUGAAUUAACUGUAACCAAUGCAGACGUUUUAAUCAAUUAUUCCAUGCCUAGUUCUUGGACCAGGUUUACCACAAGAUAUUCAUGCUUUUUGGAGACUUACAAACAUCUCUUUAAUGGAGAUAAUGAUAAAUUCCCAUUAAAAAGUUACGUUUUCACCGACGAAACGUCCCUAAAAGAGAUACCAAGAUUUUUGGAAUACUUCCACGAACUGGAUAUCGAACUUCCUCAAGCCCUUUAUGACUAUGAAAAGGCAAUCCAAAAUGAAAAGGAGGAGGAAAAAAUCUCCAAAAAGACCCCUCUGUGCCCCGAUCUGUGCCUGUUUGGCAAACCAUGUGGCAACAUAAAAUGCCCCUCCAGACAUUUGUUGAGCAAAAAAUUGGACUCUUCCGAUUUUAUGCCCAAAAACGGUAAAAUUAAGUUUAAAAUCGUCAACUUUAUCGACGUAUCGAAUUUCACGAUAAAACUGAUCGAAAACAAAUCACUGGAAGGCAAAGUAAAAACGUUCGAAUCUCCGGAAAAUUUGACGAAAAAUCUGACCGAAGUCCUGAAGGAUACGAAAAUAUCCCUGGCUGAUUUCAGCGACAAAUAUUGUGCCUACUACGAUAUCGAUGAUGGCGAAGGCGUUUUUUACAGGUGUCAAGUUUUGAGGGAAAAAAAUGACGAGGUCAAAGUUUUCUUGAUCGACACUGGUGUCAACUUGUCGACUUUGAAGUCGCACCUCUUCAAAUUGCCUGAGGAGUUUCAAGGCAUUCCCUCCACAAUUGCGAACGCAUACAUCUCGAACUUCGUUCCGCCCUUCGAGGAUCGCAACUACUCGGCUCGCUCGUACUUUUCCGCGAAAACCCUCCUGGAAAAGUCCAACUACAAGCACCUGCAGCUCACCGCCGACGUGCACCUGCAACUCGGCAACGUCGUGUGGAUCGGCAACGUCGUCGAGGCGGUGGACGUCGGCAACGACGUGCAGGUGUACCCCUUCCACCUCUCCAAGGAACUUCAGCGACUCAAGUGCGUGGAGGUGGACAGGCGGCAGUCGGAGGGUCUGAGGCGGCUGUGCGCCGAGGCGGGGAUCGAGCUGGCCAAGGUCGAGGCGGCGGUCAAAAGCGAGGUUAGGAUCGAGCAGGUGAAGCCGAACUGGGCGUUCUUCAACCAGGAUUCCGUGGAGGACGUGAUUUUUUGCGCUGGGGUUUCCCCCGCUUGGUUUUACGUCCGAUUGAACAGAUUCAGUAGCCAGUUAUACAAUCUCCAAAAAGAAAUGGUAAAAUUGGUCCACAAACCCAGCAAAAAACUCGAAAUACAAGAAGGAAAAUGCUACCUGGCCAAAGACCCCGGCAGCUCAGACUACUCGCGAGUGCUGGUAUUAAAAAAAGAAAUCGACAAGGCCCUGUGCUUUUUCGUGGAUUUCGGCGACGAAUACGUCAUAAAUACGGCCGAGUUAAAAUACCUACCGAAUCAUUACAUUCUAAAAUUACCGUUUCAAACUAUACAAUGCAGCUUGCACGGAAUCAACUCCACCGGGGGCGAAUGGGAGGACGGGGCUAUAAACGCUUUAUACGAGUAUUCCUUGGAGCCCAAGACCGACAUCUACCGAACUCUGUUCGUUAAAUCCUGCUUUAAACUCGAGCCGACGCUCGAAAAACAAAAUAGAUAUUCCGUGCUGUUGAAGGAUGGUUUUGGGACCAAGAAUCCCCUGAUCAAUAAGCUUCUGGUCGACUGUGGAUGGGCUGUUACGAGCAACAAGGAAUUCGAAGAUUUCGAGAUUCCGGUUCAACGUAUUUCGAGCGAUGAUGAUGAUUGCAUUGAUGAUGAUGAAUAUAUUGGAGAAGAAGAAAAAGCUAGAGCAAUAAAGGAGUUUGAGGAGGAAUUUGAGAACAACACCGAAAACGGAACCUACAGAUUCGACGUCGACAAUUUCGAAAUCUGCAUCAACGAAGCCGAACAAUUUUUUUUGGACGUUUUAAAAUCCAAAAAAUUUCCGUCGCACUCCGCCCCGGCCAUCGCCGAUUCGAAAAUCGACGUUGCCAAGUCGAAGGCAAAGGCCACGUUGCCGGCUUUACCGCCCGUCGACUAUCUGACGCCGGACGUUUAUUGGUCUCAGAGCGAUCACGUGGUCAAACUGAGUAUCAGGGUGACGGACGUCCAAAAGUAUGACGUCGCGCUCAAUAGGAAUAGGUUGUUUAAAUUUAGUACCAAUAAAAACGGCAAAGAAUACGUGGUGAACCUAAUGUUGUACGAAAAAAUAAAAUCGUUUCAACAUUCCGUUCUGGGGCCACAAGUGCGCGUUACUCUAAUCAAAGAGAAAGAUUUAGAGUGGCCGCGACUUCUCAUGUCGAAAGAAAAAGCCCGUAACGUCCGUUACGACGUCGCAGCCAUUAAAGUGGACGACAAAAAGAGGAGGAAGUUUUUAACCAUCGACGACCCAGAGGGAGAAAAGGUGAGUGAUGAUGAAGAUGGUCCCAUGUAUGUCCAAGAAUCUGAUGAAAACAGUGAAUUCGCUGAAGACUUGGAAUUUUCUGAUUCCUAAAUAAAGGUAUUAAAACAAGUUAAAAUUUGUUAAUAAUAAGUACAAUGUCAAUAUUAUUUAUAAAAUCGCGUAAUUUUAAGACUACUGAUUUUUUUACUAUUCUUAAAUAGGUUUUGUGUCACACUUUUUAAUAAUAACACUGUAGGGAGGUAAAAAUAUCACAGCUAAACCGAGCACGGAUUUGGAAUCUACGACCAAAAAUUAUGUUUACGUUUCCGAGCGUUUAGCUAUGAUAUUUCAAGAGUUAAAAAUUUACCUACAGUGUAAUAAUAAUAAAAUAAAAAUACCAGAGCGAGAUUGAAAAAAAUCGUGAAUAUGAUUUUUCCAUAUAAAUAAUUUGGCGUUGUUAUAUUUUACAUUUGUUCACAUUUGUUGUUAAUUUUUUCAAAGAUAUUUUGUAAUACUAUAUUUUAGACUUAGUAUAAGAAAAGUUUCUUAUUUUUUCAAUAAAUUACAUUAAAAUGAAAUAUUGUUUUCUAAUUC
This is a messenger RNA of Brassicogethes aeneus, 6856 nucleotides long. The record is from the annotation of a GenBank genome assembly. NCBI's taxonomy places the organism in Eukaryota, Metazoa, Arthropoda, Insecta, Coleoptera, Nitidulidae.